This is a messenger RNA of Penicillium concentricum, 1062 nucleotides long. RefSeq lists its product as uncharacterized. The record is from RefSeq and is a predicted model, not a curated record. NCBI's taxonomy places the organism in Eukaryota, Fungi, Ascomycota, Eurotiomycetes, Eurotiales, Aspergillaceae. Bases 1 to 1062 code for a protein of 353 amino acids. The transcript is spliced from 2 exons.
AUGUCAAAUCUAUUCUGCUGCACCACCAUCCAACUAACCAACCUCCCAAACCCGGACCACGAUAAAACCUUCACCGAAUUCACAAAAUGGGCCUUAACAACAAUCGGCAAUCUAACAGGAUCCACCGAUCCCUCCGAAGCAAGCGUCUGCAUCCAGCUCGUGCGACAAGUCACCAGCGGUCCGAUAGAGUCUGUUCGGUAUUUCGUUGGAAGUGAUAAAGACAAUUUUGAAGAAGUUUCUGAAGAUGGGAUUCUGGAUGCGAAUUUUUUGAAGAUGAAUGAAUGCAAAAGUUUUCGAUGCACCCAACACAACCGAAUCUUCGAUCUAAACCUCUUUGAACCAAGUACGGGGAGUGCACGUCGUUGGAGAUCAAGUAUCGCGAAACCGCUUAGGCAGAUUGAGAACGCACUGAAGGAUAAAAUGUCUGGAUCUGGGUCGCGGUCAGUUUCAGGAUCGAGAUCUAGUAUGCGAUCUAUGGGAUCUGGGGAACAGAGAACUAGCGCAAGCUAUGGGUAUGGAUCUGGGAUGGGAUAUGGAUCUGGAUGGGGAUCACAUUUGGGAGCUGGGUGUGGACCGAAUUGGGGGACUGGGGGUUCGAUGGUUUUUGUGCCGGCUUCAACUACGAGUACGGUUGUGGCUGGGUGUAAUGAUUGUGGCAGUGGAUUAAACCGGAACCAUGACCAUGACCACAACCAGGACCAGGACCAGGACCAGGAGUCAGAUCGAAACCCACAUCAAGAUCAUGAGAUAUUCCUACCUGCUGGUGAGACUGAAUAUGCCGACAAAGACAACAACGAAGACCAGCCUGUUCCAUCUUCGCCUACGCUCGGUACUGAGGUAACUCAAUAUGACAACGCAGGGUCAUAUUCGCCUCGUUAUGAGACCCAUAUCACUUCCCGUGAUGAUGAGGGUGCGGGCCAGAGCUACCUGAAUACCGAGGACUAUAGGUGUUAUUAUUCUGGGGUGUCUUCUGAUGAUUAUGGCAGCUAUGACUGCGGAGGAGGCAAUGACACGUCUUAUGAUUUUGGAAAUUAUGGAGAUUGUGGUGGUUGGAACGAUUAA